AUGAGCUCGUCGACGAUCUUCGCCUCCAACGCUGUUGCCAUUGUUCCUCUGUCUGCUCUUCUGACGAAUGCGACGGAGAGGGUCGCCGAGCAUGUAAGCAACACGGUUGGAGCCUUUUUAAACAUCAGCUUGGGAAACCUUGUCGAGCUGAUUUUAUUCAUCGCUGCGCUAGCCCACGGUCAUGUGCGCAUAGUCGAGGCCUCUAUUCUUGGCUCCGUGCUCGUCAACUUGCUCCUGAUCCUCGGCUCGGCCCUCUUAGUCGAAAACACGGUCAACAGCGAGCCCACGUACAACGCGGCACAGGCUCAGCUUCUAGCGUGUCUGCUCUUUGUCUCCAUGUUCACCUUCUUGAUGCCGACCGCCUUUGAGUCUACUUUUCAUGAGGAGAGCGCUGCGAGUUCAGCCAGCCUACAAAUGAGUAGAAUAUCUUCUCUGGUUAUCUUGGCGAUUUACAUCGUUUACUUGGUGUACGAGAUACGACUACGACCUCGUGCUGGAGAAGAUCUCCUUGCAAGCCUUGAGGUUGGCCUAGAGAGCAGUCUCUCCACGACAGACCAUCGUCAGCUGCGUGUAUCUUCGUCGCUCCCGCCUCCGGUUCACGUUCACCAUUCUCAGACCUUGUUGCCUCAGACCAUUCGAUUUGCCGAUGAAGAAACAACCCGGCCUGUGGUACAACUCACCUAUAUGGGCAGCAGCCCGAUAAUACUGGAACCCGUGUUGCCGAUUAGCUCCGAGGACAAAGACGAUCACGCCCCCGACUCUCGCGGACGUCAACGCAGCAGCGGUUGCUGCAACAUCGCCGAGUAUGUGACAGUCGUCGCUGUUGCCGCUAGGAACAAGCUGGAUUUGGCCAUUCAUGUCUCGAUUGGUUCAUCCAUACAAAUCGCGCUGUGCGUCACACCCUUGACCGUCAUCGCUGGCUGGAUUCUGCAUCGAGACCUGGCCUUGACCUUUAGCUUUUUCGAGAUGGCCUCGCUCCUGGGGGCCGUCUUGCUCGUCAAUAUACUCGUACUAAGCGAGUCGGGUUCAAGCAUCAAGACCGGAGGGCUGAAGGGCGCCUUGCUGUGCGCCUGCUAUUUUAUCAUAGGACUUGGGGCUUACUUUGCUCCCGAGACCGUUGUGUGA
This is a messenger RNA of Hirsutella rhossiliensis, 1125 nucleotides long. RefSeq names its product sodium/calcium exchanger protein. The transcript has 6 exons. Gene Ontology annotation, cellular component: fungal-type vacuole membrane. Gene Ontology annotation, biological process: calcium ion transmembrane transport; intracellular calcium ion homeostasis. The record is from RefSeq and is a predicted model, not a curated record. The coding region runs from base 1 to 1125 and encodes 374 amino acids. Gene Ontology annotation, molecular function: calcium:proton antiporter activity. Lineage: Eukaryota; Fungi; Ascomycota; Sordariomycetes; Hypocreales; Ophiocordycipitaceae.